Molecule: messenger RNA, 1781 nt
Organism: Seriola dumerili (greater amberjack)
Lineage: Eukaryota; Metazoa; Chordata; Actinopteri; Carangiformes; Carangidae
Gene: kcnk2
Product: potassium two pore domain channel subfamily K member 2
Exons: 7
Coding region: 260-1540 (426 amino acids)
Biological process (GO): stabilization of membrane potential; potassium ion transmembrane transport
Cellular component (GO): membrane
Molecular function (GO): outward rectifier potassium channel activity; potassium ion leak channel activity
Source: RefSeq, a predicted model, not a curated record
GUGGAAGCCAUUGUUCCUUUUACGCUCCGUCUUAGCAUGUCUCUUGGUGGGAACAAGAUGUCCUGGAUGUAUUUUCUCCGGAGAUUGUAAAGUGGAGGGGAAGCGCAGCUCGCCCGAAACCAUGUGGAGAGCGGCUACGUCCCUCAGUGGGAGCACCUGAGACAGAAAGCGACUGUCAGAGGAUCAACCAUUGUUUGCACUUUCGUGGAGAGGAAAGGAUCCUUCGAUGAGGAAACAAAGAGAGAAGAGAUGGUAGAGAAUGGCAGCACCUGACCUUCUUGACCCCAAGUCUGCCGCCCACAACUCCAAACCUCGCCUGUCCUUCUCGGCAAAACCAGUGGUGCUGAACGUUCCAGAGGAUGAGUGCGACACCCGGACAACUGUCAUGAGGUGGAAAACAGUAUCAGCCAUCUUUUUCUUGGUGGUGUUUUACCUAAUUAUUGGGGCAACGGUGUUCAGAGCGCUGGAGCAGCCUCAUGAGAGCUCCCAGAAAACGGCCAUUCUUGAAGAAAAAGUGAAGUUCUUGGUCAUGCACGCCUGCGUAAACUCCUCUGAGCUGGAGGAUCUGGUAAAGCAAGUGGUUUCAGCAGUCCGAGCAGGUGUAAAUCCAUCAGGAAAUUCAUCCAAUCAGACAAGCCUCUGGGACCUCAGUUCCUCCUUUUUCUUUGCUGGAACUGUUAUCACCACCAUUGGAUUUGGGAACAUCUCUCCUCACACGGAAGGAGGGCGGAUCUUCUGUAUAAUCUACGCUCUGCUGGGGAUUCCUCUAUUUGGAUUCUUAUUGGCUGGUGUCGGGGACCAGUUGGGGACAAUUUUUGGGAAGGGCAUCGCCAAAGUGGAGAAGAUGAUAGUGAAAUGGAAAGUCAGCCAGACAAAGAUCCGCGUCAUCUCCACUCUACUCUUCAUCCUGUUUGGGUGCCUCAUCUUCGUGGCCCUGCCAGCAGUCAUCUUUAAGCACAUAGAAGGCUGGAGCACCCUCGAGUCCAUCUACUUUGUUGUCAUCACCCUCACCACCAUCGGCUUUGGAGACUUUGUCGCUGGUGGGUCAGAGAGUCCAGAUUACUUGAACUACUACAAGCCCGUGGUGUUGUUCUGGAUCCUGGUGGGCCUUGCGUACUUUGCCGCUGUGCUCAGCAUGAUCGGAGACUGGUUCCGUGUCAUCUCCAAGAAAACUAAGGAGGAGGUCGGGGAGUUUCGCGCUCACGCAGCCGAGUGGACAGCAAAUGUGUCAGCAGAGUUCAAAGAGACCCGGCGGCGGCUCAGCGUUGACAUCUAUGACAAGUUUCAGCGCGCUGCAUCCAUCAAACGUAAGCUGUCAUCCGAGCUGGGCAUUAACACAGCCAUCAACCAGGAAAUGACCCCUGGCAAGAGGACGCUGUCGGCCAACCUGUGUGAGGACAGAGAGACUUACCCCAACUUGACUCUCUCUCUCAGUCCCGUCCCAGGGGCCCUGGCCAGGAACGGCAGCCUCUAUUUAAACGGCCUCAGCCCAGACUACGCCGACAGGCGGGAGAUCGCCAUCAUCGAAACUCUCAAAUGAAGAGCAGCAGGAAAUGAGCUUUAAGGAACUGAGUGAAACACAUCUAGUACAGCACACAUAAUAAACACUGGUGUGCUUAUUGACUGAGCGUCAAUGAUAAGGUACUCAUACGCGUUCGUCAAGUGGAUUGUGCUCCAAUCAUUGAUUGAAAACCUUGAGAGUGACUUAAACACAGAUCAGUCGUCAAGCUCCAUACUUUCAUGUGUGUGUUUAAUACUCACACAAAAAAAAAAAAUCAUGC